Molecule: messenger RNA, 699 nt
Organism: Neoarthrinium moseri
Lineage: Eukaryota; Fungi; Ascomycota; Sordariomycetes; Amphisphaeriales; Apiosporaceae
Exons: 1
Coding region: 1-699 (232 amino acids)
Source: RefSeq, a predicted model, not a curated record
AUGACAAGACGCCAUUCCUUCCCUCAGUUCAUCGCGGAGCUCCUGGAUGGAGUCUCGAUCACGUAUCUGGGGCAUGGCUCUCUGUACACGUUUCGGAACGAAGACACGGGCUGCCAAGCGGAACUAACACGCCAGCGUCUAAGAAACACAGAGAGAGGAAUGCACUUCUUCCAGCAGAUUCUCCAAUGGGAGCACGACGAGGACUGCGGGUGCAUCUGGCCCGGCAAUGCUGGAGAAGUCACCCAGGACUCUCCGCCGGCGCUGUGGGACCAUGCCCAGGAUCUGGUCAACAACGGCGUCAUUCAUGGGGACAUGAUCAUGCUGUUGAUAGGUAAGCUGUUCCUUGGAAUCUCUCUCCCCUCUCCCAUCCGUUACCAAGGUGAGCCUUGCCGGGACACAGAGGUACACCCUGACUUGCUGGAGUUCACGAGCGACUCGGACAAUGCUAGUAUUUUCGACCCUUUUGGUGACAGGUGGGCACUGGUAGAUCGGGAGAGCGACUGUGUCGACCCCUUAAGCGACUUGUCGUCCACAGAUGAGGAGGGGGUAAUGUGCCCUUUUGACCCGCCUGACGGCAGUGACGCCGAACUCCCUCUGAUCGAAUUCGGAGACGUGGACGACCUGAUACUAGCGAUGGAGCCUAUAGACUUGUCAGAUUCGAUGAGCGACUGUCGGUUUGAUCCAAAUGAGACGUUCUAA